This is a messenger RNA of Oncorhynchus mykiss (rainbow trout), 3447 nucleotides long. The record is from RefSeq and is a predicted model, not a curated record. Lineage: Eukaryota; Metazoa; Chordata; Actinopteri; Salmoniformes; Salmonidae.
CUGUCCACAUCCACUUCCACUUCCACUGCCUCAUCAUCCUCUUCCUCACAGAACGGCACCCACUUCCACCAGUCCCUGUCAGAGCUCGCUUGGUCAAACAUUGACACCUACUGGCUGUCUACAGGAAAUGCAUUGGACUUCUGAUGUCCCCAAAAAAAACUCUCAACCGCACUCACAAGUAUGUCUAUUUUCUCCGAUUUCCUCUCCGUUUGCGCAGUUUAUGUUCUACAUGUUGCUGUCCAACAGGUUGCUGUCGUGGAGGACUGUUUACAGGAUCGCUUGUGCGCAGACUCCGUUCUCUGUUUCCUGUCCUGUCUCUUGUGCUGCGUUCUGCGCAUGUCAUGUGUGAGUCAAGCGGAAUCGCUCACAAGCUCGUUCACACACUUCACAGCCCAGCGCACAAUACAAUUUAUCCAAAGAUGUUAUGUCUCCGACAGUUUUAUUCAACUCGAUCUUCAAAUAAUAUACCAAUAGAUAUGAACCAUUCAUCCAGAACAGCAUGUGAUCACGAGCAAGGUAUAGAGCUCCAGAUGUCUUAAGAAGAUGUUAGCAGAUAAGAGGACCGGAGCAGGAUCUCAGCCUCAUGAAACCCAGCUUGUGACACAUGUCUGAGACAGACAUCCUCAACACUCCCGAGUGUGGACAAUAUACUAUCACUGGAUUAUCAUAUGUAUCAGGCUAAAACUGAGCCUACUGUUGAUACAACCUGUGCUUCCCCUACGGACAACAACACUGUCACAACCAGGCUCAAAAACAAUGACCUCAACACAGAGAACCCCGUCACUGACACACAUUUGAAUCCUAACUCUGACACAGACACUAUGGCUGUUCCAGGUUCAGAUAUGAGAGUUACCAAAGAGGCUGAUCCGAAUGCAGUCAAGAGACAGCGGACCAGACAGGAAGAUGAGGAGUCGUGCCCGCCUUCUAGUAUGCCGCUGGGCUGGGUGAGAGUAGUGAGACGGAGGAAAAGUGGGAAGACUGCAGGCAAAAUGGACAUCUAUAUAACAAGUCCCCAGGGACAGAGGUUCCGGUCCAGGGCGUCUCUUCAAGCUUUCCUUCUCAGAGAUGCAGGAGGGGAUCUACAGAUAGAUGACUUUGACUUCACCAAAGCCAAGAGUGGCAGUGUAGCUGUGACUCCGCUGCCAAGCCAGGAGAGACAGAGGAAAGUUAAUCAGAAACACACACGUCAUACCUCAGAGGCCAAUAUCAAUGAAGACCGGCAGAACACAGAGGAGAAUAUGGAAGAGGGUAGAAUAUUAAGCCUGCCUCCAAAUAACACAAAAAUAGCCAAUUCCGCAAAAUCCUGCAAGCAGAGGACCAGACCCAGAGACAAGAGAACGAUAAUAACUCAUCUGAGGCCUGACAUGCCUCACCUGGCAAGGGGGAAUCACAGACCGGCAGCUGGGAGAGGCACAGAAACGGGCCAACCAUCAGACACAAAUGAAGACAUCAAAGAGACACACAUACAAGCCUCUGUGAGAAGGGGUGAGGAUGAUGAGACUCAGAGGCGUCUGAAGGUCGUGGCGGUAGUUGACGAUGUCAUACUGGAGAAGAGCCCCCAGAGGAGGCCGGGGCUGCUGAGAGAAAAGCUGCUCAGGCUGGCCCCGCCCACUGAUCCUCAAGAUGCUCUCAUUGGUCGAGAAGAACAGCUUCCUGUGUCACUGUUACUUGUCCCAGUCCUUAGGGUGCAGUCUGCUUCUGAGAGCGAGGGGGAGGCUGAGUCUGAGUUUGUGGGAGUGGGGGAGACUGAGGGAGUGGAGAAUAUAGAGGCAGAGGUGCAUGACGAAGAGCUGCCAUCUCCCCAGACCACUGGAGAGCGCUGUACACCACUGAAAGAUUCCCAGAGCAUGGUGCCUGUUGUUCCUGUUCUGCCCAGAACUGUUAGGAGAGAAACGGAAGACCAGUCCUUAUUUCAGCCGGAAGUCAAUGAGAGAUGGUCUAAGCCCCCCCAGGAGGAAAGCCUUAAGGAAGUGGACCCCUCCUCGCUCUCCCUUCCACCUGGUGCAGGAGACCCUUUUCCACGACCCUUGGAAACUCCUGGUAGCCACCGUGUUCCUCAACAAAACCAGCGGUAAAAUGGCCAUCCCGGUGUUGUGGCAGUUCUUUAAGCUUUACCCAUCAGCGGAGGAGACCAGGGGGGCAGAGUGGAAGCCCCUGUCUGUGCUGCUGAGAUCUUUGGGCCUGUAUGAACUGCGAGCCAAAAUCAUCAUCAGGUUCUCUGAUGAAUACCUGACCAAGCAGUGGCGCUACCCUAUAGAGCUGCAUGGGAUUGGGAAGUAUGGAAAUGACUCCUACAGGAUCUUCUGUGUAGAGGAGUGGAGACAGGUUGAACCCCAGGACCACAUGCUAAACAAGUACCAUGCUUGGCUGUGGGAGAACCAUGAGCGGUUGGGAAUCUGAACCAUGAGGAACUGCGAUGUCACAACCUGUUUUAUCAGUAUCUAGUUCUUAAAUCAUUAGGCUUAUAACCUGACAUAUCGGUAUCUCUCUUGGACAACAAUUGUUACUCAACAUGAUUCUAUUAAAUAAAUUGUUUUAUCAUGUUUUAAAAGCCUAAUGACUCAUUUACAUUGAAUUGGACUUUGAUGUUGUGCCUCUGGAAAAGCAACAGAUAAACUGUGUCCCUUUUGUCUAGUGGAGAUUGGUGUUCCUUUUUGCGUGUAUUGAAUCGUCUCCAUCUGUCUAGCUGUGUAGCUAUGCUCUGACAAUAGCUCGCCCAGCCCUAUUUCACAUGCUAAUACAUUUCUUUAGGAGAGCACCAGUGCAUUUAGCUACGCUAGGCUCCAGCUUUAUUCUCUGUCUGCACACGAGUAACCUGAUUCCCAGGGCAACCGUUGCCACCGCAAAACACCCAAGUGAGUGCAUUUGUUUGUACUAUUUCUAUUUGAAUCCAAGUCUUCAUAAUCAUUAAAGUAAAUAUUUGAAAAGGAAGUAGUUUGCAUGUAAUUAAUUUAACUUAACUGUUAUGAAAAAUAGCUUUACUGUUUUGACAGUGUCAGUAGUAAGAAGAGAGCUUAGUGUAAAAGUUAAGACAGAGCCUUUAGAAGUUUUUCAAUGCACAAGGACCGGACUCCACUGCUGGGGAAACACAAGGCACAGCCCUGUCUACGGAAUGAAACUUCCUGCUGUUUGCUUGAAUUCCACAACUCUGUCUAUUCCUCGAUCCAUACCUGUCCGCCAAAGUCGCUACCUUAUGGUCACUCCCCUGACAUUGCCCAUCAUCAUCUCACCUGCCUCUGCAGCACUGCCAGUCAGCCAGUCUGUCCCCAGACUGGACCCCCUCCAUCCUCCUCUGGCCCAUAGACGGACCGUCAGCCUGGAGACCCCUGCUGUGCAUCACCACAACCACCAGAGGGCACUGGUUAUGCAGAGAAAGGAGCACAAUAGGUAUCACCAGGUGUGGCGGAAGCCAUUCUACGGAUCCUGCACUGAAAGAGAGGAGUACAG